AUGGGCAUCUUGUGCUGUUUCCAGUCCGGCGCCGACAAACUUGACGAUGCUGCUGCGCCAAAUAAGAAGCAGACAUCGUCGGAUGGCGGCCUGGCCACCCUUGUCAACGAAAUGGUCGCAGGAUCAGUGACGUACCAACACAACAGGCGUGUGGCGGAGGAGCUCCUUGGGAUGAACAAGGAGGAGGCGGCGGCGACGACGCGAGCCUUCACUUACCACGAGUUGUGGGAGGCCACGGGCGGGUUCCGUGUGGAGUCGAUGCUGGGCGAAGGCGGAUUCGGUCCUGUGUACCGUGGUCGGCUUCAGGACGGCGGCCGUGCGGUGGCGGUCAAGCAGCUGGACCGCAACGGCGUGCAGGGCACGCGGGAGUUCCUAGUGGAGGUGCUGAUGUUGAGCAUGCUCCACCACGACAACCUCGUCACCCUCGUCGGCUAUUGCGCCGACGGGGCCGACCACCGCAUGCUCGUCUAUGACUACAUGCCGCAUGGCUCGCUCGAGGACCACCUCCUAGACCUCCCGCCCUCGGCCCCAGGGCUCGACUGGUGCACGCGCAUGCGCGUCGCCCAGGGCGCCGCCAAAGGGCUCGAGUACCUCCACGACGCCUCCCGCCGCCCUGGCCCGCCCGUGAUCUACCGCGACUUCAAGGCCUCCAACAUCCUACUCGACGCCGGGUUCAACGCCCGCCUAUCUGACUUCGGCCUCGCCAAGGUGGGUCCCGUCGGUGACCGGACCCACGUCUCCACCAGGGUCAUGGGCACCCGUGGCUACUGCGCCCCGGAGUACGCUUUGACAGGGAAGCUCACGCCCAUGUCCGACGUCUAUAGCUUCGGCGUCGUCCUCCUCGAGAUCAUCACCGGACGGAGGGUACUCGACGCGGACAGGCGGCCCGACGAGCAGAACCUUGUGGCAUGGGCCAUGCCCAGAUUCAAGAACAAGAGGAGGUUCAAGGAGAUGGCCGACCCGCUCCUUGGGGACGCCUACCCGAUAAAGGGGCUCUACCAGGCGCUCGCCAUCGCCGCCAUGUGCCUCCAGGAGGACGCCACCAUGCGACCCGCCAUCUCCGACGUCGUCACCGCCCUAGAGUACCUCACCGGUCACCCUCCUCCCCGUCCAUGUACUACUACUACUCGUGAUGACGUCGCCGAUACGGCAGACUAA
This is a messenger RNA of Lolium rigidum, 1158 nucleotides long. RefSeq names its product serine/threonine-protein kinase PBL27-like. Gene Ontology annotation, biological process: protein phosphorylation. The record is from RefSeq and is a predicted model, not a curated record. The transcript is spliced from 2 exons. Gene Ontology annotation, molecular function: ATP binding; protein kinase activity. NCBI's taxonomy places the organism in Eukaryota, Viridiplantae, Streptophyta, Magnoliopsida, Poales, Poaceae. Bases 1 to 1158 code for a protein of 385 amino acids.